Messenger RNA from Drosophila montana, 6694 nucleotides. Its product is annotated as chromodomain-helicase-DNA-binding protein 1-like. Gene Ontology annotation, biological process: nucleosome organization; regulation of transcription by RNA polymerase II. Gene Ontology annotation, molecular function: ATP hydrolysis activity; ATP binding; ATP-dependent chromatin remodeler activity. Gene Ontology annotation, cellular component: nucleus; chromatin. Bases 184 to 5955 code for a protein of 1923 amino acids. The transcript is spliced from 7 exons. Lineage: Eukaryota; Metazoa; Arthropoda; Insecta; Diptera; Drosophilidae. The record is from RefSeq and is a predicted model, not a curated record.
GGCGUAUAUUUUACUGCAAUAGACCAAGACGACGUGAACAUCUUUUGUGUGGUUGAAAACUGCAUUUAAAAACAAGUGGCCUACUUUAAGAAUCAAAAUAAACAUUUGUCAGAACCGUUAAAAAGUGUAUUGCAUGUUUAAUGAGCGCUAUAAGGCAACUCUGUGUGCUACCACGAAAAUAUAAUGAGCCAGGCACUCAAUGAAUCGUCGCAUAGUAUAGGCUCAGACGAACAAGAUGACACACGUGAAGAAGCCAGUGGCAGUGGCAGCGGUAGUGGGAGUGGCUCCUCCGGUACCGACUCCGAUUCAGACAGUUCCUCAGGUAAUUCCAGCGAUGGACGCAGCUCGCCGGAGCCAACGGUUGCCAAAACGGCGGUGGCGGGUUUUCCACCAACAGCAGCGGCCGCUCAAGCAGAUACCAAAACGAAUGGCUUUACGGAUGGAAACGACGACGACAGCUCUAGUGCCGGUUCCAGCGCCAGUGAUUCCGAAUCUGAUGCGGAGGGUGGCGGCGAGCCUGACACGCCAAGCAACAACAACAUCAACAAUAGCAAAUUGCACACGAGUAGUAGCAGCAGCUCCUCGGGCACCUCUGCCGCAACGUUGGCUAAGGCUGGCGCGGAUGAUGACGAUGACGACGAUGAUGAUGAUGACGAUGAUGGCCAGCAGCCACAAAAGACGCAGGCCCCCAGCGAAGCCAGCGCCGAUGAAGAUGAUGCCAGUGAUAGCUCUGACAAUGCCUCGCCCACAUCCUCUAGCAGUAGUAGCAGCAGUGAGGAUGAGGAGGAUGAUUACAGACCCAAACGAUCCACGCGACAGCCGCGCAAAGCUCCGCCACCUGCUGCUGAAAAAUCCAAGCGACCUACCAAAAAGAAGAAGAAAAACCAAACUUGGGACUCUGAGGAGAGCGAUGAGAGUGACGACGCAGAUAGCGAUGAGGCGCCAUUUACAGCACAGAAACGCAAGUGCAAUGCCCGCUCGGGCGGCAACAAGCAAUCACAGCAGCUGCAGCGACGCCGCGUAAAGUCCUUUAGUUCGGAAGACAGCGACGAUGAUGAUGCGAGCAAGCGUUGCGCAACUCGUCGUAACGCCGCUGCUGUUAGUUACAAAGAGGCCUCUGAGGACGAGGCCACCGACUCCGAGGAUCUGUUGGAAUUUGAGUACGACGAGAGUCAGGCAGCUGCGAGCGCGGUUGCCGCUGAGGAGGAGGAAAAGUGUGAGACCAUUGAACGAAUACUUGCGCAGCGUGUGGGAAAAAAGGGCUGCACAGGUAAUCAGACAACCAUUUAUGCCAUCGAGGAGAACGGCUGCGAUCCGAAUGCGGGCUUCGAUGAAUCAUCGGAACUGGCGGAGGUGCAAUACCUGAUCAAAUGGAAAGGUUGGAGCUACAUACACAAUACCUGGGAGUCGGAGACGACAUUACGCGAAAUGAAGGCCAAGGGAAUGAAAAAGCUGGACAACUUCAUCAAGAAGGAGCAGGACACAGCUUACUGGCGUCGUUAUGCCGGUCCCGAAGAUAUAGAUUACUUUGAGUGUCAGCUAGAGCUGCAGCAUGAUUUGCUUAAGUCCUACAACAAUGUGGACCGUAUAAUAGCGCGGGGCACCAAACCCGAAGACGGCAGCGAGGAGUUUUUGUGCAAAUGGCAAUCUCUGCCCUAUGCGGAGUCCACGUGGGAGGAUGCAACACUAGUGCUAAGGAAAUGGCAACGUUGCGUUGAGCAGUUCACCGAACGAGAAAACUCCAAGUGGACGCCAUCGCGACACUGUCGUGUGAUCAAAUAUCGCCCCAAGUUCUCGCGCAUCAAGUCACAGCCCGAGUUUCUGGUGGACGGACUGACACUUCGUGAUUACCAAAUGGAUGGUCUGAACUGGCUGCUGCACUCGUGGUGCAAGGAGAACUCUGUCAUACUAGCCGAUGAGAUGGGCCUGGGCAAGACCAUACAAACUAUAUGCUUUCUCUAUUCGCUCUUUAAAAUUCAUCAUCUGUAUGGACCAUUUUUAUGUGUGGUGCCGCUCAGCACAAUGACCGCCUGGCAGCGGGAGUUCGAUUUGUGGGGACCCGAUAUGAAUGUAGUAACUUACCUGGGCGAUGUAAAGUCCCGUGAGCUAAUACAGCAAUACGAGUGGCAGUUUGAAGGUUCCAAAAGACUGAAAUUCAAUUGCAUAUUAACCACCUAUGAGAUUGUGCUGAAGGACAAACAGUUUCUGGGCACGCUUCAAUGGGCAGCAUUGCUGGUGGAUGAGGCGCAUCGUCUGAAAAACGACGACUCCCUGUUGUACAAAUCGCUUAAGGAGUUUGACACGAAUCAUCGACUGCUAAUUACGGGUACUCCACUGCAGAACUCCUUGAAGGAGCUCUGGGCUCUGCUGCACUUCAUUAUGCCCACUAAAUUCGAUACAUGGGACAACUUCGAGCUGCAACAUGGCAAUGCCGAGGACAAAGGCUACACGCGUCUGCAUCAACAGCUGGAGCCUUACAUACUGCGGCGGGUUAAGAAGGAUGUGGAGAAAUCGCUGCCUGCCAAAGUAGAGCAAAUACUGCGGGUGGAGAUGACAUCGCUCCAGAAGCAGUACUACAAGUGGAUACUUACCAAAAAUUUUGAUGCGCUUCGCAAAGGCAAACGCGGCUCCACCUCCACCUUCCUCAAUAUUGUCAUUGAGCUAAAGAAGUGCUGUAAUCAUGCGGCGCUCAUACGACCCUCAGAGUUUGAGCUUUUCGGUUUACAGCAGGAUGAGGCACUUCAGAUGCUGCUCAAAGGCUCCGGCAAGCUGGUGCUGUUAGACAAACUGUUGUGUCGGCUUAAGGAGACGGGCCAUCGUGUGCUCAUAUUUUCACAGAUGGUUCGCAUGCUUGACGUGCUUGCCGAUUAUCUGCAGAAGCGACAUUUCUCAUUUCAGCGCUUGGACGGCAGUAUUAAGGGCGAGAUGCGGCGUCAGGCGUUGGAUCACUUUAAUGCUGAGGGUAGCCAGGACUUUUGCUUCUUGCUAUCAACACGUGCCGGCGGCUUGGGCAUUAAUCUGGCCACAGCCGAUACAGUCAUUAUAUUCGAUUCGGAUUGGAAUCCACAGAAUGAUUUGCAAGCGCAGGCGCGUGCCCAUCGCAUUGGCCAAAAGAAUCAGGUGAACAUAUAUCGCUUGGUCACGGCACGCUCCGUCGAGGAACAAAUUGUGGAGCGUGCCAAGCAAAAAAUGGUGCUCGACCAUUUGGUGAUACAGCGCAUGGAUACCACAGGCCGAACGGUGCUAGACAAAAGCGGCAAUGGGCACUCCUCCAAUUCCAAUCCCUUUAACAAAGACGACUUGUCGGCCAUACUUAAAUUUGGCGCAGAGGAGCUGUUCAAGGACGAGCAGGAGCACGAGGAGGAGCUUGUUUGCGAUAUUGAUGAAAUCUUGCGCCGCGCCGAGACACGCAAUGAAGACCCCGAAAUGCCCGGUGAUGAUCUGCUUUCGGCCUUCAAGGUGGCCAGCAUAGCUGCCUUCCAGGAGGACGAGCCAAGCGAGUCGGCGAGCAAGGAUCAGCAUGGAGCUGAUGAAGAGGAUGACAGUAAGGAUUGGGACGACAUUAUACCCGAGGGCUUUCGCAAGGUCAUUGAGGAUCAGGCGCGUGCCAAGGAAAUGGAAGAUUUGUACCUGCCGCCGCGCCGCAAAACAGCCGCGGCCAAUAAAAAUGAUGCCGCCAAGCGAGGCACUGCUAAGGGUAGCGCACGUUCCAAACAGGGCGACGAUUCAGCCGAUUCCGAUUAUGAGCUGGGCUCCGAUGCUAGUGGCGCUGGUGGUGAGGAGGGGAGUGGGAGGCAACGCAAACGCGGACGUCCCGCAAUGAAAGAGAAAAUCAAUGGCUUCACCGAUGCGGAGCUCCGUCGUUUCAUACGCAGUUACAAGAAGUUUCCGGCGCCGUUGCAGCGCCUGGAGGCGAUUGCCUGUGAUGCGGAGCUGCAGGAGAAGCCGCUGGCAGAGCUGAAGCGGAUUGGCGAGAUGCUGCAUGAUCGAUGUGUGCAGUUCUUAGACGAGCACAAGGAGGAAGAAAUCAAGACUGUCAAGGAAGAGGAUCAGCAGGGCAACAAACAGCGACGCACCCGCGCCACUUACUCGGUUAAACUGGGCGGCGUGUCGUUCAAUGCCAAAACGCUGCUUUCUUGUGAGGAAGAGCUGCAGCCGCUUAAUGAGCUCAUGCCCAGUUCAGCGCACGAGCGACAGCAGUGGACGUUUAACAUUAAGACUCGUUCAGCCAACUUUGAUGUUGACUGGGGCGCCGAGGAAGACACCCAUCUAUUGCGCGGCAUUUAUCAAUAUGGUAUUGGCUCCUGGGAGCAAAUGAAGUUGGAUCCGACGCUCAAGCUUAGCGAGAAGAUACUGCUCAACGACACACGCAAGCCACAAGCCAAGCACUUGCAGUCUAGAGCCGAGUAUCUACUCAAGAUCAUCAAGAAGAAUGUCGAGCUAACCAAAGGCGAACAGCGACGCCAGCGGCGACCGCGCAAACUGAAAGCCAGCCUCAACUCAAGCACGACAGCUGUCAGCACGCCGGAACGAAAGGAGGGAGCUGCUGAGGAGGGUAGCUCCUCGCUUCCGGGCGAUAAUAGUUCACGACAGGCUGCUGAUGGCACCAGCGUUGUGGCCUCGCCUAUUGCUGCCUCCGCAGCAGCGGCUGAGCACGCCAACGCACAGAAAAAGAAAAAGUCUAAAACCCGCAGUAAGAAAUCAAGCGCAUCCGACAACAAUGGCAACAAGCCCAUGCACUUUACGGCCAACAAUGAGCCUCGAGCUCUUGAAGUUUUGGGUGAUUUGGAUCCCAGCAUCUUCAAUGAAUGCAAGGAGAAGAUGCGACCGGUGAAGAAAGCGCUCAAAGCCUUAGAUCAGCCCGAUCUCAGUUUGUCCGAUCAGGAUCAAUUGCAGCACACACGUGACUGUCUAUUGCAGAUUGGGCGGCAAAUAGACGUUUGUUUACAGCCUUACGGAGAGACCGAAAAAAAAGAGUGGCGCAGCAAUCUCUGGUACUUUGUGUCCAAGUUUACGGAACUGGACGCAAAGCGUCUGUUCAAGAUCUACAAACAUGCCCUCAAACAGCAGACACAAAAGGAUGCCGCGAAUGCAGCAGAUGUUGAUGGCGGCAAAGCGAAACGGUCACGUACGGAAAACGGCGGCACUGCGGAGAAGGAGAAGGAGCGAGACAAGAGUGGAAAAAAGAAGAAAAAGGACAAGGAUAAGGAUAAGGAGCGUCAAGGACGCUAUUCAGGUGCACCUGCCGAGGACAAGUCAGCUCGCCGUUUUGCCAACGAUUCGCCAUUGAAACGAAAACGCGAUGAGAACGAUGCGGAGGCCAGCGGCAUGGCCAUGAGCAACGCUGGCAUCGGUGAUAAUCUUAAGUCUAUGUCGUUUAAGCGCCUCAACAUGGAAUCGGCAUCCACACGACAUGGCAGCCAUGAAGAUCAGCGCAAGAAGCAUCAUAGAGGCGAUGACUACUAUGCAAGUGUGGGCGGUGGAGCUCCAAGUGGCUACGAGGGCAGUAGCGCACGCCGUUCGGGUCUCAACUCACCAUCAGCUGUCGGCAGUAGUCGCCGCUUUGAGCCGCCGCCUGCGGCUUCGAGCUACGCAGCAGAGAUGGACCGUUGGCAUCAACGUGAUCGAUACAACUUUGAUUACAAACGCGAACGCUAUGAUUCACUAUAUUCUCGCGGAGGCGGAGGUGCUGCCGGUAGCGGAUAUCAUCGCGACCAUCGCGAACGUGAUCGCGAGCGACGACCAGACAAGCGCAGAUACCCGUCCGCCCUGCCGCCGCAUGCCUACUCGAGCCAUUACCUGCCGCCCAAUUAUUAUUUGGCGAAUGGCAUGGUACCUGGAUUGCCGCCGCCGCCCCCGAGCUAUCGGAAUGAAUCACGCGGCUAUCCGGUAAUGCCGCGCGACUAUCCCGCUGACUACAGGCGCAGCGAGUACGAGCGACGUACGCAGACGUGAGGAGCAAAUGUCGCUAGUUAUUGUAUAUACAUAUAGGUUAGUUUUAAGCUUGGCUGUGGUGUCUGUGUCGGGCGCUGCUAUUUGAUAAGUCUUUCCGUUACGAUCUUGACACAACGCAAGAGCGACACACUAACACACACACACCUACAUACGCAGGCAAACAAGCACACACAUAAAUUACAAGCAAUCAGAAAACGCAUGAGACAGAUUAGGAAACAUACAUAGCUAAACAUAUGUACAAGUAAUAUAUAGCAGCUAUUUAUAAAUUGUACUGUAAAUUUAAAUUAUAUAUGAACCGCAUAUUGCGUACAUGUCGGCGUUUCGGGCAAAUCACGUAAAUAAGAUAAUUUUACAAUUUCCCUUGUAUAAAGCAUAGGCUUUAAGUUUUGUUCUUUACACCCUUUUUAUACUGUACAGUUAAUUACGGGCAUAUGCCACUUUAACAAGUCUUUUGAAAGCUUUGAAAAUAACAAAAAUUCUCACUAUAUUUAUAAACACAACAAUGAAUAAAGCAAUUAUGUUAAAUAUCCAAAAAAGGAAAAACUAAAAAAUUGUGUAAGUUUUCGUUUUUAUGUUUGUGCAUCUGCACUUUUAUACACUAUAUUUAUAGAGAAACCGCUAGAGGAGUCGUGUAUGUAUUGUAGUUAUUCUUAAUCUAAUAAAUAGGUAUAUAACAUAUGUUGUAGUAUCUGAAGUCUAUAAAUAUGUAUAUCAUUAAAUUAUAAAGAAUUACAUCAUA